This is a messenger RNA of Rasamsonia emersonii CBS 393.64, 621 nucleotides long. RefSeq lists its product as uncharacterized. The coding region runs from base 1 to 621 and encodes 206 amino acids. The record is from RefSeq and is a predicted model, not a curated record. The transcript has 8 exons. Lineage: Eukaryota; Fungi; Ascomycota; Eurotiomycetes; Eurotiales; Trichocomaceae.
AUGUCCGCUGUCUGCGUGUCUCUUGCCAGGCCUUCUGUCACGAUGGCAAGGAUGGCUGCAACAGGCAAACGGUUGUUCGAUUCGAAUCUUCGACUCGACUCGACUCGACUCGCCUCGCCUCGCCUCCAGUCGAUACUUGGCCUGCCUAGGCAGGUAGUCGGUCACUCACUCCUCGCCACCAACCAGCCCACCGCGACCCCUGCUGCAUCACCUGGCGGUCGCGAGUCGAGUCGUAUUCGUGACUCGCUAGCCAGGCUGCCUGCCAGCCCCUGUGUGACUGGCCUGAUGCGACUCAGCGAGAGUACGAGACUACGAGCUGCCAGCAUAAAGCAAGGUUUCGACCGCGAAACCGGUGUGGUGAUAGCAAUGCUACCUACGGAGUACACCAGCCGUCUGAUCGCCCUAUUCCCCGUAUUCGUUAAUAAUAUCCUUGCCAAGUCAACCAGUCUUAAUCGACAAUAUCAGGUGUCCGACGAUCUGUCAGGACUCAGAAUGAAUGAUCUGUCAAUUCAGUUCAGUGCAGUUCAGUUGAUUUCAUUUCCAGCCCCCAUUAUUUUGUCUGCCCAGCCAGCCAGUCUGCCUGCAGCACAUAGCAAAGCAAAGCAUACAUAUGACGUAUAA